AUGGAUCCAGCGUUCGAGCCUGCGCCUCCCCGACCCGUCCAGGUCGCUGCAGCCCAGGCCCAGAUCAUGUCCUCCAGCUGCUUGCGGAGCUUCCAGCCGGACCGUAGACGCGCCCAGCUGGCAGAACAAGCUGAGCACAGGAGAUUGAGGCUUGAAGCUGCAAAAACAAAGCGGGAGCUGUCGCACCAGGAACUGGAAGAGAAGACACUGGCUGACAUAGACCGCUAUCUCCAAAGAAUGGAGCACUAUGAGCUUGAGAAGAACUCCAGUCGUUCGGGUGGUCGACGACGCCCGCUUGCGUCAUUGACUCUGGAGCAGCAGCUGCAGGAGCGCCAGAAGCAGUUUGCAACCAUCAUGGCAGCUGCUGCUUUCUGUGCCGGCGCCGUCAAGGCAAUGGCUGGAUUUGGUCCGAUCAGCCAGGCAUGCCUAUCCAGGUUCAACCGCAUCAGUGUCCAAGAGAAAGGCAUUGCGGCAAGGCCUUUUGCUUGUGCUGUGGCCAUCAAUUUGUGGCGUUCGCACUACGCUGAAGCAGUCCGCGUUCGACUAACCUGCAAGCUGCAAGAGGCAUCACCACUGUCUGAAGCAUCACGGACGCCAUCAAGCCCCACACGCAGCCCUUCGCGAAGGUCCUUAAAAGAGUCCGCCGACAGGAGCAUCAUGCAGAUGCAGCUCCCUCUCUUAGAGAAGUCCGAGGCGCUUCCAUUUAUGUGGCGCUGCCAGCUCAUGGAGGAUAUGGUCGUGAACCGACUGCGCCUCCGACGAGCCCGUGGACACGCGCGCUGUCUGCUCGCAGCACUCCGCUGCUGGCACCCCUUCCGUGCACUGCGGAUGAUGCGCGAUGUCGUGGCAAAGAUCCGACGCCUACAGGAUUUCCUUCGCAGCGCACUCAUCCGAUUGAAGGCCACGAGGGUGGCACUGAAGGUGCAGAUGCUUCAGAUUGAGCGGGAUCUGGUCGAAAAGGAGCUGGACGAGGAACCGAAAGAGGCAAAGGAUUCCAAGGAUCUUUGCCGGCGGAUGUCGUACAAAGCCUUGGACCAGAAAUCUCAAGAUCAGACCAAAGCCCUUCUUCCUGACACUUGGCGGACGCAGGCAGUAAAUUCUUUAUUGCGGCUUCGAAGACACGAGCAAUUGCAGCUGCUGCAAGAAUGGCGAAUGGACAUGGCGACUUACCACUGGGAGGUGCAGGAAUGGCGGAGAGCGCGCUCUGCAUUGACCUGCCCCAUCAUGCCUCCUUAUCCGACGCAUGUGCCGAGGAGCAAGGAGCUGGCAAAGAUCAUUUGCGAAGCCCGGAGAAAGUGCAGCUGGGUGCAUGUUUGUUGCAGGUUUGCAAUCAUGUACAUGAUGCCAGGGCUUGUCGUUUGGCUGGCGAACUUCUGGGAGAACAUCUGGGAAGCAGCCACGAACGGAUCUCAUGUGUGGGGUGGCGGGUGGGCAGUGAGCAGCACAAAGCGACAGUUGCCGCUCAAAACGUCGUUGAAGAGCCUGGUAGGAUGGUGGGCGGAGCGGCGCACAUGGGCCCGUGUGGCAUUUCGCAGCAACAUCGGGUACUGUAUGGGGCAUGCAGCGAUUUGGGCCGCACUCGUUGUCUGA
Symbiodinium sp. CCMP2592 is the source of this 1590-nucleotide messenger RNA. The record is from the annotation of a GenBank genome assembly. Lineage: Eukaryota; Dinophyceae; Suessiales; Symbiodiniaceae.